Cynoglossus semilaevis (tongue sole) is the source of this 240-nucleotide messenger RNA. RefSeq names its product protein kinase C delta type-like. The record is from RefSeq and is a predicted model, not a curated record. The annotation marks the transcript as partial. Gene Ontology annotation, biological process: protein phosphorylation. The transcript has 3 exons. Lineage: Eukaryota; Metazoa; Chordata; Actinopteri; Pleuronectiformes; Cynoglossidae. Gene Ontology annotation, molecular function: ATP binding; protein kinase activity.
AUUUGUUCUGGACAGGAACAUCUCUUCUUUGUAAUGGAGUACCUGAAUGGAGGUGAUUUAAUGUUCCACAUCCAAGACAAAGGACGCUUUGAUCUAAACAGAGCCACAUUCUAUGCUGCUGAGAUCAUAGUGGGCCUACAGUUCCUCCACUCUAAAGGAAUCAUUUAUAGAGAUCUGAAGCUUGACAAUGUGAUGCUGGACAAGGACGGCCACAUUAAGAUAGCAGACUUUGGCAUGUGC